AUGCGGAGGCAACCACGGCUAUGCUCUCGGUUCGCCGUUGAGAUUCCCAACAGUCAAUGGCUUCCGCACCGGCUCCUCCUUGUGCGGCACGGAGAGUCGGAGGCAAACGUCGACCGCUCUCUGUAUAGCAGAAUACCCGACUGGAAGAUCCCGCUGACCGAACGUGGUCGAGCGCAGGCGUUAGACUGCGGUCGUCGCCUUCGAAAUAUCAUCAAGAAUGAGAAACUUUAUAUUUAUUACUCGCCGUACAUUCGCACCCGGCAGACGCUGGCAGAGGUACGGAAGAGUUUAGAUGAAUCCCAGGUGCAGGGGGAGCGCGAGGACGAGCGACUGCGCGAGCAGGAGAUGGGCAAUUUUCAGCCGUUGGACACAAUGGAUCGAACGUGGAGCGAGCGCAACGAGUUUGGUCGUUCGUACUACCGCUUCCCUGGGGGUGAGAGUAGUGUGGAUGUCGGCGACCGCGUGUCCACAUUUUUUGACUCCCUGUUUCGCGAGCGGCUGGAGCUCCACUCGCUUUCCGCGAGAGACCCUGAUGAACCGCUCACGCUGCCGGGGGAGGAGGACCAAAAUGUCGUGAUCAUCUCGCACGGUCUCCUCAUUAGGCUCUUCAUUGCCCGCUGGUUCCGCGUGCCGGUGGGGGCCUUUGAAACAAUGCGCAAUCCUCCCAACUGUUCCAUUGUAGUGCUGGAACGGCGCGACUCGGCUCGACUUGUUAUGACUGACAUCAGCAAGAAGCUCUUUGGCAGUGACCCGCUGCUGGAAAUGAUGAAGUUCGAUGGCAAGGACUGCACCAAACGGUACCGUCAUAUGUUUUUUUCGGACCACCCGGACUCAUUUACCCCCGCAGAGGGGUUGUAA
Molecule: messenger RNA, 858 nt
Organism: Trypanosoma conorhini
Lineage: Eukaryota; Euglenozoa; Kinetoplastea; Trypanosomatida; Trypanosomatidae
Product: glycerolphosphate mutase
Exons: 1
Coding region: 1-858 (285 amino acids)
Molecular function (GO): phosphatase activity
Source: RefSeq, a predicted model, not a curated record